AUGAAAAAAUCGAGCGAUCUGACUAUUAAAACUACAAACGAAUCUGAAUCUCGGAAAUUUAAUAGCUUCAAUCCUAAAACUCCCUUGUAGGGUACCUUUAAUCGUACUCAUAUUCGACAUCCAAUCAAGGAGUAUUUUCCAAAUAAAUAACACGCUCAACACACUCAACAUACUCAACAUACCUCAAUUCAAAAUACUCAACCAAGCAUUAAGUCUCCGCCCAAUUCCAAACCUAUAAGUCUUGCUAAUGCUUUAUCUCUUCUGUCGAAGGAUGAAACUAACCCUACUAGUAGACGCAAUAGUCGUAGAUUACAUACAAAUCAAUUGAAGAAUAUUUUGGCAUAAGAAAAGGUCUCCCUUGAUAGUGUUCGUUUCAGCACUCAAUUUUAAAAUCCGUAGCCUAUCAUCUAAUUAUUCACAUAAUAUAAUUCACCAAAAAAGAGUUUAAAAACUAGUCCAGAUAAUAAGCAUCCCAUUAUCCAGGAGACAUUCAAAAAUCGUAUAUCUCAUAAAUUGUCAGGACAUAUGUAGGAAAAAUUGGAACAGAUUCCUUAAAUUACUUCUGAUUCUGUUAGAUAGAGAAUAUCAACCUUGAAACAAAAAUUACGAGGGAAUAUUUAGCAGAGAUAUUAUAAGUUCAAUAACAACUUUACAAUUCAAAAUCCCAACUCGUUCAAAGAAGAUAUAGAGUACAAAUUUGUAAAAUAGCCUAAACCACAAUUACCAUAAUCCCCUCCUGUUGUCUUAGAACACUAUUAAUCAUAAUUGACUGAAUUUGAAAAGAACGAAAUUAAAGAUAUUGAAAGCAUCUAUUAUUUGAGACCUGAAAAUAUAACAUUCCCUCAAGAAACUGAAUUCAACAAUGGAUUCGACACAGACAAAGGCGAUUACAUAUUUAGAGAACAUGAUCAUAUCAUUUAUCGUUAUGAAAUGUUAGAAUAAUUAGGACAUGGCAGUUUUGGAUAUGUGUUUAAAGUUUUGGAUCACAAACAUUCGUAAACUGUUGCUUUAAAAAUUAUCAAGAAUAAGGAAAAGUUUCAAAAACAAGCAUAUAUUGAAAUUGAAAUUCUGAAGAUGGUCAAUAAAGCAGAUAAUAGUUGUUGCCUCAUCAAAAUGCUAAAUUAUUUUGUUUUUCGAAAUCACGUAUGUAUGGUAUUUGAAUUAUUGAGUUGCAAUCUUUAUGAAUUCUUGGCAAUUAAUGAAUUCUAAGGAUUUGAACUUGAUUUGGUCAGAAGAUUCGCCAUAUAAAUAUUGUAGGCACUUUUGUACCUAUCGGAAUGUAAUAUUAUACAUUGCGAUCUCAAACCUGAAAACAUUCUAUUAAAGGAUAUCACAAGAUCAGGUAUCAAAAUAAUUGACUUUGGAUCUAGUUGCUUCAUUAAUUCUAAAUUAUACACCUACAUUUAGAGUAGAUUUUAUAGAGCCCCUGAGAUUUUACUUGGUAUACCCUACACAACAUAAAUUGAUAUGUGGAGUUUUGGAUGCAUUGUUGCUGAACUAUUCCUUGGGAACUCAUUAUUUCAGUCGAAAUCCGAAAAAGAAUUGUUAUUUCUCUAAGUUUCAAUUCUUGGGAAACCAUCAAAUCAAUUUUUAGAUUAUUGUCCUAAGAAACACAAAUUUUUCAAUGCUAAUUAUGAACUUCUUACAAAAAUCAAAGAUACUGAGUUGGUAUUUCCCCUCAAACCCUUGAAAGAGCUUCUCUAAACAGGAUCGCCUGUCUUUUAUGAUUUCAUAAACAAAUGUUUGUAAUGGGAUCCAAAUAUGAGAAUGAAAGCAGCAGAAGCUUUAAUGCAUCCUUGGAUUAUUGAAGGUUUGCCUAAUGAAAUUAAAAAAUAACACGUCCAGCAGAUGAAGCUCUACAUACAAUAAAAGAACUAGGAUUUGCAGGGAUAGGGUAUCCAAAUAAAAUGA
Molecule: messenger RNA, 1911 nt
Organism: Paramecium tetraurelia
Lineage: Eukaryota; Ciliophora; Oligohymenophorea; Peniculida; Parameciidae
Exons: 9
Biological process (GO): peptidyl-serine phosphorylation; peptidyl-threonine phosphorylation
Molecular function (GO): ATP binding; protein serine/threonine kinase activity
Source: RefSeq, a predicted model, not a curated record